AUAAAGGACAAUUGAAUCCCUCGAAGUUUGGAUCUUCUCAUCAGCAUCAAAACAACCAUCUUCAUCCUCAGUCUCCUAAGGAUCAGCGCAAUCGCCGGAAUAGUCUCAUUAAGACCCUCUUGAAUCAACCGACAUCAUGUUGUACCUUCCUCUCGUCGCCCUUUCCUUUGCCUCCACCCUGGUGAGCGCAUACCCCAUCACUGGCGAUGGUGUCAACUGCCGCUCUGGUCCUGGCACCAACCAUCCUGUGGUCAAGUCCUACCCCAAGGGCCAUGAUGUCUCCAUUGUCUGCCAAGCGCCCGGCACCGACGUCAAGGGCGACAAGCUCUGGGACAAGACCUCCGACGGCUGCUAUGUCGCCGAUUACUACGUGAAGACCGGCAGCUCCAGCUAUGUCACCAAGCACUGCGAUGGCGGCAGUGAUGGUGGCAGCGGUGGCGGCAGCGGCAACCUCCCCGGUCUCACUGCCACUCAGUCCUCUCACGCCCACAAGAUCAUCGAUGAAGCGAAGAAGGAAGGCCUUGGUCGUCAGGGUUGCCUGGCUGGUAUUGCGACCGGCUUGGUCGAGUCCAACCUCUUGAUUUAUGCCAACAGCAAGGUCCCCGAGUCCCUGAAGUACCCCCAUGACGCCGUCGGCCACGACUACGACAGCGUCGGUAUCUUCCAGCAGCGUGCUGUCUACUACCCCAACAUCGCUGCCGACAUGGACCCUGCCCGCUCCGCCGCUCAGUUCUUCGCCAAGAUGAAGAAUAUCAGCGGCUGGAAGACGAUGGAGGUUGGCAAGCUUUGCCAGAAGGUCCAGGUCUCGGCUUAUCCCGAUCGCUAUGCUCAGCGUGUGCCUGCUGCUCAGAAGAUUUGCGCUGCCGGUGGACUGUAACCUGCUUACUCUAUUCCUUUUCUCUUUCGAUGUGUGAACACAGCGCAUAGAGGUCAUUAGACGCUCG
Aspergillus novofumigatus IBT 16806 is the source of this 944-nucleotide messenger RNA. RefSeq lists its product as uncharacterized. The transcript has 2 exons. NCBI's taxonomy places the organism in Eukaryota, Fungi, Ascomycota, Eurotiomycetes, Eurotiales, Aspergillaceae. The record is from RefSeq and is a predicted model, not a curated record. Bases 137 to 877 code for a protein of 246 amino acids.